Molecule: messenger RNA, 3300 nt
Organism: Aspergillus tanneri
Lineage: Eukaryota; Fungi; Ascomycota; Eurotiomycetes; Eurotiales; Aspergillaceae
Product: putative intracellular protein transport protein (UsoA)
Exons: 6
Coding region: 1-3300 (1099 amino acids)
Biological process (GO): intracellular protein transport; transcytosis; vesicle fusion with Golgi apparatus
Cellular component (GO): Golgi membrane; endoplasmic reticulum; ER to Golgi transport vesicle membrane
Source: RefSeq, a predicted model, not a curated record
AUGUUUCGAAUCCUCGAGUCGCAGGUCCCAGCCAAACAAACGGCCACGGACACGAUCAAUACUUUGAGCGCUAGACUUCAGAGUGCCACGUUACUGGAAGACCGUCGGGCAGCUAUCCAAGGAUUAAGGAGCUUUGCAAAGCUAUAUCCCGCCUCUGUUGCUUCAGGUGCGCUGCGACCGUUGAUUAGCUGUCUCAGAAAUGAUCGAGAAGAUGUGGACACAAUCAAGGCGGUCUUGGAGACCUUGUUGAUGCUAUUCUCCCCGGAUGAAAAUAGUCCUGAAGCCUCGGACGAGAUCGCUCUUUGGCUUUCCGAUGAGUUCACGCAGCGGCAAGACAAUAUCACUGCUCUUCUAGACCUUCUUGAUACUCGAGACUUUUACUCCCGACUGUAUUCCCUACAACUAAUGUUCCAGAUCUCAAGCGCGCGACCAGAAAGAACGCAGGAGUGUAUUUUGACAGCACCACUGGGGAUUCCGAGACUAGUUAGUGUCUUGGGGGAUGCUCGAGAGCCCGUCCGCAAUGAAGCUUUGCUGCUCCUAAUUGCGCUGACGCCGGCAUCUGAGGAAUUCCAAAAGCUUGUCGCCUUUGAAAAUGCAUUUGAACUUAUAUUCUCGCUAAUCGAGACCGAGGGUGCUUUGACCCAUGGAUUAGAAGUGGUCGAGGACUGCCUUUCUUUGCUCGCCAAUCUUCUGAGACUUAAUAUUUCCAACCAGUCAUACUUCCGUGAAACGGGCUGUGUAAAGAGACUGGCAAAGCUCCUUGCUGAUGCCAACCAAGAGCAGGAAUCUGACGAGCCUGCUCCUCAGUGGAGUCUUGCACAGCGCGAUAAGAACAUCUGGGGAUUGCUGGUUAUAGUCCAGCUUUUUUUGGUUCGUGGUGGGAUCAACACCCCUACUAACCAAAUGGCAUUUUGGAAUAAUGGUGUUCUGGAGCAUGUGUUAAGCGUAGCUUUUAGUCAAAGGUUCAGUGUUAAUGUCACCUCCAAGGCUCUUGCCACAAUUGCAGACUUAAUCUGCGGAAAUCCACCUUUGCAGGAAAAAUUCGGGGAUGUUGAGGUUUUCUGGGGUACAAAGCCUGCUGAAGGUGCUACAAACGGCGAAAUACAACGGAUUAAUGUAAUGGAAGCACUACUGAAGCUGUCCCUUGAGCCUACCCCCAUUCAAUUAUUAGACGCGCGCCUUGCCGCAUGUGAGUGCAUCAAGGCCUUUUUCACUAACCACUCUGGAAUCCGCGUCCACGUUCUGAGAAGAGCGAUCGAAGGGCAUGUCAGCGGGCAAGACGAGAUCCCAAAUAUUCUGUCUGUCUUGCUUGCCCCACCAGAGUUACGUGGAAAUGCUGAUCCAUAUCAGACAUGGAUGGCUUCUGUGUUGAUGUUUCACUUGCUUUUCGAGAACGCGGAGGCAAAAGCAAUUGCGAUGGAGGUAACAGAGGGGGAUGCUGAGAACGGCGAAGAAGUCAUUACUUGCAUCCAAACAAUAGUGGGUAAUUUGGUUACUGGUAUACAGAGAGGGGAUGAUGAAAGAAUCUCUCUGGGAUACCUUAUGUUGCUUUGUGGCUGGCUCUUUGAAGAGCCGGAUGCUGUGAACGACUUCCUUGGAGAGGGCAGUAGUAUCCAAACCUUGCUGCAGGAGAUCAAGCAUCGGGGUGCCUCCUUCGUCCUUUUAUCCGGUCUUUGCACCGUUUUGCUGGGAAUAGUCUACGAGUUCUCUUCGAAAGAUUCCCCGAUUCCUCGCAAAACGCUGCAUAAGCUGUUGGCUGAACAAUUAGGGAGAGAUCAAUUUAUUGAUAAGAUAACACGAUUUAGAGAGUCUCCCAUGGUCCGGGAUUUCGAGGUCCUGCCACAGACCGUGGUUGGACAGUACGAAGGAGGGCUUCCGGAGAUAUAUUUUGAUCGGACAUUUAUUGACUUUCUCAAAGAUCACUUUGGCCGUCUAACUCGCGCAAUCGAUCGUGAGCCUGGCUUGGAGAUCUCCGUUAUCACCAAUGGUGUCGAGAGAGGAGUCUCGCGUGAGCUUGUGGAUUCUCUUAAAACGGAACUCGAAGAUCGAAACCAGGCAAUACAGAAGCUGGAAUCGGACCUGAUUGCACUGCAAAACAAGUUAGAGCAUGAACAACUUGAGCAUAGGAAGUCUAAGGAUUCGAGUGUUUUGGAGGCUUCCAAAAUUAAACAGAUCAAUGAGUCACUCCAAAGGAACCACGAACAGGAAUUAUCAGCGCUGAAGCAAGAGCAGCAGCGUGAGAAGAACGAAUUAGUGAGGCAGCAUGGCGACCAGCUUCGGACUAUCGACAACCAACUGAAAGUCACCUCAACUGAAUACGAGAGAAAGGGACACGCCAUGAGAGAACAGCACGAGGCUGAGGUCGCUGAUUUGCAGAAGAAAAUCGGGUCAUUAGGAUCGGAUUUCACACGUGUUAGGGAACAAUACACGGGUGAAGUCGCCAGUCUUAAGACUACGAUUGAGAAGCUGAGAUUGGAUGCCGACAAAAUUAAGGAACAGCAUGCAGCCGAAAUGUCAGAUUUGAAUAAAACAAUACAUCAACUUCGCUCAAGCGACAACAAGAGCAAAGAGCAGCACGCAGCUGAAGUCAGCGACCUAAACCACAAGAUACAAAUUCUCCAGGCGGAGGUAGAUGCGGUUAGCCAACAGCAUGAGUCUGAGCUCGCAAACCUCAAAUCCACAAACUAUUCUCUCAAGACUGAACUUGACUCAGCCAAACAACACCAUGAAACGUUGGCAAAGGAUCACAAGUCUACGAACGAUUCGUUGCAAUCAGAGCUCGAAGCAAGCAAACAGCAGCACGAAGCUGGAGUUGCCGACCUUAAAUCUAGAAAUGAGUCCCUACAGGCGGAACUGGAGGCCAUCAAGAAACAGCAUAGCUCGGAGCUUGCAGAUCUCAGAUCCGCGAACAGUUCUUUACAAUCACAACUCGAUGCGGCUAAGAAAGCCUCUACGCAGGACACUCAAGCGGUACACGAUGACUACGCCUUCAAGGUGUCUUCUCUUGAGAAACGAGCAGAAGAGGCGGAAACAAGAGCGAAGAAGACCGAGGAAGAUGCGCGUAAAUCCAGCCUGGCCCUUGAGGAGACCCGAAAGGCUCUGGAUAAGGCCAAGUCAGAAGCAAAGGAGAAAGAAGAAGCUCGCAAGGCCGCACAAUCUGAACUCGAGGAUCUGCUUAUUGUGUUUGGGGACUUGGAAGUCAAGAGAAACGAAGACAAGAAACGCCUGAAGGACCUCGGACAAGAAGUAUCAGAAGCAGAAGAUGACGAAGAUGAUGAGGAAGAUGCGGAAGACAACUGA